Larimichthys crocea (large yellow croaker) is the source of this 2817-nucleotide messenger RNA. RefSeq names its product charged multivesicular body protein 4b. Gene Ontology annotation, biological process: late endosome to vacuole transport via multivesicular body sorting pathway; vesicle budding from membrane. Lineage: Eukaryota; Metazoa; Chordata; Actinopteri; Sciaenidae. Gene Ontology annotation, cellular component: cytoplasmic side of plasma membrane; multivesicular body; ESCRT III complex. The record is from RefSeq and is a predicted model, not a curated record.
AUGUCACCGUUCGGUAAGUUGUUCGGCGCAGGGAAGGGCGGGAAAUCACCGACCCCGCAGGAGGCGAUCCAGCGGCUGAGGGAGACCGAGGGUGUGGCGAGAACAGGAGUUCUUGAGAAGAAGAUCGACCGAGAGCUCAUGACGGCGAAGAAGAACGGCACGAAAACAAACGAGAGAGCUGCUCUACAGGCCUUGAAGAGGAAAAAGCGUUACGAGAAGCAGCUGGAUCAGAUCGAUGGGACGCUGUCGACCAUCGAGUUCCAGCGGGAGGCGUUGGAGAACGCCAACACCAACACAGAAGUGCUCAAGAACAUGGGCUUUGCUUCCGAGGCGCUGAAGGCCGCACACCAACACAUGGAUAUAGACAAAGUAGACGACCUGAUGGCAGACAUCACAGAACAACAGGAAGUGGCUCAAGAAAUCUCGGAUGUCAUUUCCAGACCGAUCGGUUUCGGACAAGAGUUCGACGAGGACGAGCUUCUGGCUGAGCUGGAGGAGCUGGAACAGGAAGAGCUGGACAAGAAUCUCCUGGAAAUCGAAGGAACGGAGGAUCUCCCCAGCGUACCAUCGACAUCACUACCAUCUAAACCAGUCAAGAAGAAGGAGGAAGAAGACGAAGACGACAUGGCGGACCUCGAGGCCUGGGCGGCUAACUAAGCCGGCUUGCCGUGCUAGCUGGCCAGUGCCCCCUCCUCUCUCGUCUCUAUGCUACCCGGCUGCCUCAGACAUCUGGAAGAGAGACAGGGACUCUGGGCUGCUGAGCUGGCUGCUGGCAUGCUGCUCCGUCUUAAAGCCUACAUCCCCAAUAUGUAACCACACCCCGACCCUAAAGUAUGCACCUGUACACAGUCACUGACGUGAAAGGAAAUGAACCCAGGCUUCUCUCUCCGGAUUAAUGUCGCAGUACGAAUGUCUUUGCUCCAGCUGUGCACACGUUUUGUUUCUAAAGGGCGUAGAGCAAACGUCAUGCCCUGACGGCCUGUGGUUACGUAUAUCAAACGUCAGGAGGGUGCAUGUGCAUACUUCAAGGGCGGAGCGUGUGGACGAGGACGAGGCAUGUUUCUGCGAGGAAUGCGAAGAAUCAACAAAAGACGGCAUGACUCAGCCUUUUUUUUUCCUACUUCCUGCGUUGUCAGCUCUCCGCUCUUCUGCGGCGGUGACGACGGCCUCGUCGUCUGCACCGUCUCUGCUCAGUCUCCACGGCUGCGAAAUAAGAUGAAACAUGAAAAAAUGCAGGACUUUCUCCUUGAAACAUCGCCGUCAGGCCAUCGAGGUGACGACACGUUACGCCAGUGGAAACAUCUUGUGACGGGAGCGUGCAGGGUUUGAGCCCUCUGUCAGCCAUAUUGCCUACAAAGUGUCCACGGGCAACUUCUGGGUCACAUUAAGCUCUGAAAUGUCUAAAAUGUUCUCAGACCUUCAAGCAGACGUGGCUGCUGAAAGUCUAGAGAUACCGUUGAGGAAUGACGAGAUGAAAAAAGCUUCUGCUUGAUACCUUGGCUGGGCGGUUCCCAACCUUUCUGGCUUGUUACUCUUUAAAAUAAAUCAAAAAGACCUCAUGAUUCUUUUAUGUCUUUAAAACAGAUCUGUCAGCUCAUUUUCAUGUUAGAGAGGCUCGGCUUCCCUCUGUUAGAGCAACGUUAAUCAUAAUAAUAACUGAUUGAGAUGCUCUUUGAAUGAAAGCUUUAUCCCAGUGAACUUUAAGUAUUUAUACAUGAUAAACACUCGACUCAUACAAAUGGACUAAAGGUGCCGUUCUUUCUAACUAAAUCACUGGAAUACUGUUUUAAGGAACGCAUGAAAUCAGAGAAAGAUCCAGUGAUAUCUAGUCUUUCAAUUUGUCUUUAAUAUUUCUGCCUCCAUCACUCAUAAUCAUUCACAAAACACAUUGGCAACCAUCAAAGACGUCGUCUCGUUUAAGAAGUAUAAAAACCUGCAAAUAAAGGUCUGCAUGACUAAAUACCACGAGAAAUAAUCAGGUAAACUGGGCUGUAAUUAAAGCGAUCCUGACGUCUCAAUACAAAAUUCUAAUGGAUUAGGAAAUAUGAACCAAAGCUGCUCUGUAUUAUGUUUUACAUUGUAACGGUAGCGGAGCUGCAGUAUGGCUGACAGAGGGCACACGGGAAGUUUUGCAUGUGCCUGACACCUCCAGCGCCUUGUCUGUCUGUCUGUCUGUCUGUCUGUCUGUCUGUCUGUCUGUCUGUGGUUUAACGGUGAUGUUCUGUGAGAAAAUCCUGCAUUGGUUGAAUUCAAUGAUUGUGUGUGUGUGUGUGUGUGUGUGUGUGUGUGUGUGUGUGUGUGUGUGUGAGUGAGUGUGUGUUGUUUUUCAGCCUUUCGACACAGUGACCUCUUGUGAAUAUUUAGUCAAACUGCGAUGGCGAGCUGGAACUUUUUUUUUUUUUUUUUUUUUUUUUUUUUUUUUCCAUUUGAGAGACGCUGUAGCUCCACUUCCCUUCUUCUGUCAGCUGACAUGUUCAUGCAUGGAUGGACCGGGGUCGACCCGGAAACAGACGGUCGGGCUGACUCGUCUUUAAAUCAAACAAAGUUAGUAGAUUAGAAACUUUUGGUUCUUUUUUGUAAAACAGAGUCUGUGAGCGGGUCGACCCCCGGCCCUCAUAUUUAAAGAUAAGCUAUUGAAAAGACAUUCACACAUGCCAAUAGAGUUUGUUUUGCUUUCCUCUGUUUACCUCAGAUAUCACUCAUGUUCUGUCCGGCUGUGCAGACACACCGUGUGACCUGCAGUCAGUACAAAGACAGCUGGACGUGUUGCUCUGUGACAGUUUAUCUAAAUAAAAUUGGGAUUUGAUGCAAAUAUCA